Cornus florida is the source of this 3536-nucleotide messenger RNA. Its product is annotated as proline-rich extensin-like protein EPR1. The record is from RefSeq and is a predicted model, not a curated record. The transcript has a single exon. Lineage: Eukaryota; Viridiplantae; Streptophyta; Magnoliopsida; Cornales; Cornaceae. Gene Ontology annotation, molecular function: protein binding. Bases 1 to 3366 code for a protein of 1121 amino acids.
AUGAAGGUCUCCGGUAGCUUUCUUUUCCUCUCCCUUUUGCUCUCUUCAUUUUCAUCCUUUGCCUCGGCUCAUAACGAACUGAAGGAUGCAAAGGAAAGUCUUCCCAAGGUGUAUGAGGUUUAUCUCAAAGAUCUUGGUGGCAUGAAAUUUGCAAAUAUCAGGCUCAGGAAUGCUUAUCUUGCCCUUCAUUAUUGGAAAUCAGGUUUUGUGUCUGACCCACAUAAUGUUACUGGCAAUUGGGUUGGUGAGAAUGUGUGUGCCUACUCUGGUGUUGUCUGCUCAAAGGCAGUCGAUGAUCCCUCAUUGACCGUUGUUUCUGCUAUUGAUAUCAGCCAUGCUUAUAUUCAAGGAUAUCUUUUUGAUAUUCUCGGGCUUUUGACUGAUAUUAAAAGUUUCAAGAUUAACAACAACCAGUUUCAAGGAGAAUUCCCCAAGAACUUGUCCGGGUUUCAGGAGUUGCAGAAACUCGAUAUCAGCUACAACCGCUUUGUUGGUUCAUUUCCUGACGUUCUUCUGGAGUUGCAAUCUCUCAAGUACCUUAACUUGAGGUACAAUGAGUUUGGAGGGCAAUUGCCCCGAAAACUCUUUGAGAAGAGGUUUGAUGGUGUGUUCUUUGAUCACAACAAGUUCACACCUAACACCGAUGAAUGUGAGUUGGUCUGUGGAAACCAUCCCACCAAUCCUACUCCUGAUGUGCCACAAACACCUACUACCCCCACAACACCUUCUCCACCGCCACCAAAACCACAAACACCGACACCAGAAAGUCCUGAAUUCACCCUGCCGCCAACAACUAAACAGUCUCCACCAUCACCAGUUGUUACACCUUCCGUCCCAUCAACACCUACUUCAACUCCACCAACCCCAUCAUCUCAAACAUCACCGCCUCCGACACCAUCAAUGAGUUAUAAUCCACCUCCCACAUCAAAGCCACCAACAUCAACUCCGCCAACCCCUUCAUCCCAAGCAUCACCUCCUCCGACACUAACUCCACCAACUCCUACAUCUCAAUCCUCACCUCCUCGGACACCAUCAAAAUCCACUCCACCAACUCCUACAUCUAAAACAACACCUCCUCCAACACCAUCAACAUCCACUCCACCAACUCCUACAUCCAAAACAAUACCUCCUCCGACACCAUCAACACCCACUCCACCAACUCCUACAUCCAAAACAACACCUCCUCCGACACCAUCAACACCCACUCCACCAACUCCUACAUCCGAAACAACACCUCCUCCAACACCAUCAACAUCCACUCCACCAACUCCUACAUCCGAAACAACACCUCCUCCGACACCAUCAACAUCCACUCCAUCAACCCCUACAUCCGAAACAACACCUCCUCCGACACCAUCAACAUCCACUCCACCAACCCCUACAUCCGAAAGAACACCUCCUCUGACACCAUCAACAUCCACUCCGCCAACCCCUACAUCCGAAACAACACCUCAUCCGACACCAUCAACAUCCACUCCACCAACUCCUACAUCCCAAACAACACCUCCUCCGACACCAUCAACAUCCACUCCACCAACUCCUACAUCCGAAACAACACCUCCUUUGACACCAUCAACGAGUUAUACUCCACCUCCCACAUCCAAGCCACCAUUAUUAACUCGACCAACUCCUUCAUCCGAAGCCUUAACUCCACCAUCUUCCACUUCAACUCCACCAAGCCCUUCAUCCAAAGUAUCGCCUCCACCAAAAGAAGUAUCAACUUAUAUUCCACCUCCAACUUCCAAGCCACCAACUUCAACUCCGCCAAGUCCUUUAUCCCAAGCAUCACCUCCUCCAACACCUUCAAUGGGUUAUACCCCACCUCCCACAUCAAAGCCACCAACAUUAACUCCACCAACCCCUUCAUCCCAAGCAUCACCUCCUCCAACACCAUCAACAGGUUAUACCCCACCUUCCAUAUCAAAGCCACCAACAUCAACUCCACCAACUCCUUCAUCCCAAGCAUCACCUCCUCCGACACCAUCAAGGGGUUACACUCCACCUCGCAUAUCAAAGCCACCAACAUUAACUCCGCCAACCCCUUCAUCUGAAACAUCACCUCCUUCGACACCAUCAAUGGGUUAUAUUCCACUUCCCACAUCAAAGCCACCAACAUCAACUCUACCAACCCCUUCAUCCCAAGUAUCACCUCCUCCAACACCAUCAAAGACUUAUAUUCUUCCUCCUACUUCUAAUCCACCAAGUCACACACCAGUUUUGAGUCCUCCUAAACCUAGUAAAGCAUCUCUUGGCCCAACUCCAACCCGAACGCCAAUUUCAGCUCCUCUUAAACCUAGCAAAGCAUCUCCAGGUCCAGCUCCAACUCAAACACAAGUUUCGGGUCCUCCUAAACCUGGCAAAGCAUCUCCAGGCCCAGCUCCGAUUCGAACACCAGUUUCAGCUCCUCCUAAACCUAUCAAAGCAUCUCCUGGCCCGUCUUCGACUCAAACGCCAGUUUCGGUGCCACCCAAACAUGUCAAAGCAUCUCCAGGCCCAGCUCCGGCACGAACACCAGUUCAACCACCUCAAAAACCUUCUAAGGCAUCUCCAUUCCCAACCCCAACUUUAACACCAGGUUCUACUCCUCCAAAACGAUCUCCGGUUCCGGCUCCGACUCAUACACCACUUUCAGCUCCCCCUAAACAGUCUCCAGUCCCGUCUCCAACUCGAACACCAAUUUCUCUACCACAAAGACCUCCUAAGUCAUCUCCAGUCCCGGUUCCGACUCAUACACCAGUUUCACAUCCUCCGAAACCGUCUCUAGUCCCAACUCCAGUUCGAACACCAAUUUCUCCACCUCAGAAACCUCCUAAGCCAUCUCCAGUACCAGCUCCAGUUCAAACACCGAUUUCUCCUCUGCAAAAACCUUCUAAACCAUCUCCGACCCCAGCUCCAGUUUUGACACCAGUUUUUGCUCCACCUAAACCAUCUAAGCAAUCUCCAUCCCCAACUCCAGUUUCACCUCCUCCUAAACCCAUUAAGCCAUCUCCAGUCCCCUCUCCAACUUCCACACCAAUUUCAACUCCAAAACCAUCUCCUGUCGCACCAACGGUUCAAUCGCCUCCACCAGCACCAACACCCGCACGAUCAUUAACUCCUCCUAAGCCAUCUCCUGUCCCACCUCUGGCUCAAUCGCAUCUACCACCACCACCACCACCUUCUACACCAGUUUCAACUCCAAAACCAUCUCCUGUCACACCAACGGUUCAAUCGCCUCCACCAGCACCAACACCCACACGAUCAUUAACUCCUCCUCCUACUCAGGCUGUACCUUUACCACCGCCGAAGCACGAUGACUUCACUCUCCCACCAAACAUGGGCUUUCAGUACUCUUCCCCACCUCCACCAAUGUUCCAAGGCUAUUAAAUAGUAUACUGUUAGUUGUUUUUUAAAUUUUAUUUUUUCCAUGUAUUGAUACCAUUGAUUUUGACUUCAACAUACUUGAACAAAGUCACUCUUUUACGUGAGUGUCUAAGCAAUGGACAUUAGUUUUUACUUUAAUCUACAUUGUCACCGCCCUGAGAUUUAGGACAUAA